AUGGCUAGAGCUAGCGUUUGCUCAGAAAAUGAAAUGAAUAUACCAGACCGAUAUCAUCAACGGUCAUGCUCUCGUGCCAUCCUACCCCAUCCCACCUCUUCCACCUUCCUGUCAAAGCCUGCAAACCCUUUAGCCGAUCUCCUACCGAACCUCAUCAGAGGAACGAUAACCAGUCACGUUUCACCCAAGAGUCCAGUCAGAAUUACGAAGAAACCUAGCUUGUGCGAGCCUGUCGAUCGUGGCAAGCCUGAACGAGCAGCCGUUUCGCUCAAGACCUCAGAAUGA
This is a messenger RNA of Mixia osmundae IAM 14324, 285 nucleotides long. RefSeq lists its product as uncharacterized. The record is from RefSeq and is a predicted model, not a curated record. The coding region runs from base 1 to 285 and encodes 94 amino acids. Lineage: Eukaryota; Fungi; Basidiomycota; Mixiomycetes; Mixiales; Mixiaceae. The transcript is spliced from 2 exons.